Molecule: messenger RNA, 4583 nt
Organism: Malania oleifera
Lineage: Eukaryota; Viridiplantae; Streptophyta; Magnoliopsida; Santalales; Ximeniaceae
Product: systemin receptor SR160
Exons: 1
Coding region: 622-4257 (1211 amino acids)
Biological process (GO): hormone-mediated signaling pathway; protein phosphorylation
Cellular component (GO): plasma membrane
Molecular function (GO): protein binding; protein kinase activity; ATP binding
Source: RefSeq, a predicted model, not a curated record
GAUUAAUUAAUCUCUCACCAAUCUUAAUCUAGUCCUCAUCUUAAUCCUAAUCCUCGUGAAGGAACCCCUUCAUUCAAUUAAUUAAAGUUCAGAGGAUGGAAUCUUCAUUAAUGGACAGUGAUGGAUCCAUCCAUCUCUGUUCUGAUCGCACGUACGCGGAAAGCUAGAGAGACAAACAGAGAAUUUUAGAGAGAGAAACCGGAGUCUCUGUGUGUGAGAGAGAGGGAGACUGGUUUUUUGUGUAUGCUUUUGAGCAUGAAUCAUGGAUGGAUCUAUCUUCUUCUUUAAGCUCACGUUCCCAGUAACCUAGAAAGACAAUUUUAGAGAGAGAUAGAGAGAGGGGGGGGGGGGGUUUGGGGAAGAGAGAGAAAGGGACAGUUUUGUAGUGAAAAUUGAAAAAUGGAGGGGAGAGAGAGAGCAGGGGAGACUGUCACAUGGCAUGUGAAGAACAGCUGUGCCCACGCCCCUUCGUCCCCUCCCCGAUAAAUACCCUUCUCACCUUCCUUGCUACGUCUUUUGACUCUCUGCUUUCUCUCUCCUCCUUCCCUUUCUCUCCCUAGAUGAGCUCUCUAAUGGCAGAACUGAAGCUCUAGACUAUACCCCGCUUCCCAAAUCGCAGAAAUGAAGAUGAGCACUCUCUGUUCUACUGCGCACUGCCACUCCCUAACUCCCCAGAAGCUCUUCUCUGUCUACCACUGCCUAUUGCUCUUCUCUCUCACUUCCCCCUGUCUCCAAGCUUCUCCCUCAGCCCUUAAUGGCGUCUACAGAGACACCCACCUUCUUCUCCAAUUUAAGGCCACGCUCCCCAACCCUGCUCUUCUCUCAAACUGGCAAUCAGCCCAAAACCCUUGCCUCUUCAGGGGCGUCUCCUGUAAGGGAGCUCGUGUUUCCUUUGUAGACCUAAGCUCUUUCCCCCUUAGCUCCGAUUUUAGCUCCGUCGCUUCUUAUCUCAUGAGCUUAGAGCUCUUGGAGAGUCUUCACUUGAGCUCCGCGAAUCUCACCGGCUCUGUUUCUUCCAUUUCUGGAUAUCGAUGCAGUGUGUUCUUCACUGAUUUGGAUCUUUCCAACAAUAGUCUAUCUGGGUCUGUUUCGGAUAUUUUUUCAGGUCUAUCCGCUUGCUCUGGUUUGAAAUCUCUGAAUCUGUCGUUUAAUCCGUUGGAGUUUUCUGCCGGAGUGAAGGAUUCCGGUUCCGUCGGCUUAAUCCUCAAGAAUUUGCAGACUCUGGACCUUUCUUACAAUCGGAUCUCGGGGCAAAACGUCGUUUCAUCCCUCUUACCGGUGGGUUGCGGCGAGCUGAAGCGUUUGUCUCUGAGAGGCAACAAGGCCACCGGAAGCGUUCCCUUCUCCGGUUGUGCUAAUUUGGAGUACCUCGAUUUAUCUUCCAACAAUUUCACUUCAGUGGUGCCCUCAUUCGGGGAUUGCUUAGCUCUGCAGUAUCUUGAUCUGUCGGCGAACAAAUUUUCAGGCGAAAUAAAGGACGAACUCUCUUCCUGCAAGCAACUCAGCUUCUUGAACUUGUCGAGCAAUCAAUUUUCCGGCGCUAUUCCAGCGCUCCCUACCGGAACCUUGCAGUUUCUGUAUCUUUCGUACAACAAAUUCCAGGGCGGAUUGCCGGCGAAUCUUGCAGAUUUGUGCUUGACCCUCGUCGAGCUCGAUCUUUCGUACAAUAAUUUCUUUGGUACGGUUCCCGAUAGUUUAAGCUCUUGUUCUUCUUUGGAAUCUAUUAACUUGUCUAGCAACGAAUUCUCCGGCGAAUUACCCGUCGAUACUGUGCUGAAAAUGACUCAGUUGAAGAAGCUUGUCUUGUCAAACAACUACUUCGCCGGGGUCUUGCCGGAUACUUUGUCGGUGCCUACCCAUUUGGAGACUUUGGAUGUUAGUUCCAAUAAUUUGUCCGGAUUAAUCCCUUCUGGGCUCUGUCAAUCUUCUCGAAACAGCUUGAAGGAACUGUAUCUUCAGAACAAUAUGUUCACCGGACCUAUUCCGGCGACUCUGGGCAACUGCUCGGACCUUGUCUCCCUCGAUCUCAGCUUCAAUUACCUCACGGGCACGAUCCCUUCUAGCUUGGGAUCACUGUCAAACCUUCGUGACUUGAUGAUUUGGUUAAAUCAGCUACAGGGAGAAAUCCCCGAAGAUUUGAUGAACCUGCGGAUGCUGGAGAGCCUUAUUUUGGAUUUUAACGAAUUGACCGGAUCGAUUCCUUCUGGUCUGAGCAAUUGCACAAAUCUGAAUUGGAUCUCGCUGUCGAACAAUCGGUUAAGUGGCGAGAUCCCUCCCUGGAUCGGGCGGUUAAGCAGUUUAGCCAUUCUCAAGCUCGGAAACAACUCAUUUCAGGGUCAGAUUCCGCCGGAGCUCGGCGAUUGCCAGAGACUGAUAUGGCUCGAUCUCAAUAGCAAUUUACUGAGCGGCACAAUUCCUCCUGCUCUGUUCAAGCAAUCCGGCAACAUCGUUGCUGGUCUCGUCGCCGGAAAGAGGUUUGCUUACAUUAAGAAUGAUGGGAGCAAUAAAGGGUGUCACGGAGCAGGCAACCUCGUCGAGUUUGCAGGAAUUAGGCAACAGCAGCUGCCGAGAAUUUCAACCAGAAGCCCCUGCAACUUCACGAGAGUCUACGGAGGUAUAAUCCAACCCACAUUUAACAAUAAUGGAUCCAUGAUUUUUCUUGAUCUUUCUUACAAUGUGUUAUCCGGUAGUAUUCCCAAGGAGGGUGGGACUAUGUACUAUGUUCAAGUUUUGAAUUUAGGCCAUAACAAUCUUUCUGGUCCAAUCCCCCAAGAGCUUGGGAGCUUGAGGAGUGUGAACAUUCUUGAUCUCUCCCACAAUCAGCUCCAAGGGGUGAUCCCUGGAUCCUUGACAAGCCUUACAUUGCUCUCGGAUCUCGAUCUGUCGAACAACCAUCUCUGGGGGAUGAUUCCCGAAUCAUCUCAGUUCGAAUCCUUUCCUGAUUAUAGAUACAUUAACAAUUCCGGCCUCUGCGGGUACCCUCUCCCUCGAUGUGGGGGGAAUUCGGGCAUGAAUUCGCAUUCCCAGCAUAGGAAGUCCCGCGGACAAGCAUCCCUUGCAGGGAGUGUGGCGAUGGGUUUGUUAUUUUCCCUCUUUUGUAUCUUUGGAUUGAUCUUUGUUGCUGUGGAGGCGAAGAAGAGGAGGAGGAAGAAGGAUUCGUCUGCCCUCGAUAUUUAUAUCGACAGCAAUUCUCACUCUGGGACUGCCAAUGGAGGUUGGAAGCUAACCGGUGCCCGUGAAGCUUUGAGUAUUAAUCUUGCCACUUUUGAGAAGCCCCUUCGAAAGCUGACUUUUGCAGACCUUCUUGAGGCCACCCAUGGCUUCCACAAUGACAGUCUCAUUGGCUCUGGAGGGUUUGGGGACGUCUACAAAGCCCAGCUGAAAGACGGAAGCAUUGUAGCCAUCAAGAAGUUGAUACACAUUAGCGGGCAGGGGGAUCGGGAAUUCACCGCUGAAAUGGAAACCAUUGGGAAAAUCAAGCACCGAAAUCUUGUGCCCCUCUUGGGCUAUUGCAAGGUUGGGGAAGAACGGCUUUUGGUUUAUGAAUACAUGAGGUUCGGAAGCCUGGAAGAUAUCUUGCAUGACCGGAAGAAAGCCGGGAUCAAGCUGAGUUGGUCGGCAAGGAGGAAGAUAGCCAUUGGAGCUGCUAGGGGACUUGCUUUUCUUCACCACAAUUGCAUUCCCCACAUCAUUCACCGGGACAUGAAAUCGAGCAAUGUCCUGCUCGAUGAGAACUUGGAAGCCCGAGUCUCCGAUUUUGGAAUGGCAAGGCUGAUGAGUGCGAUGGACACCCAUUUGAGCGUGAGCACGCUUGCAGGCACACCUGGUUAUGUCCCUCCCGAGUACUACCAGAGCUUCAGAUGUUCCACGAAGGGCGAUGUUUACAGCUAUGGUGUUGUUCUACUCGAGCUGCUAACGGGAAGGCAGCCUACAGAUUCAUCCGAUUUUGGGGACAACAACCUUGUGGGGUGGGUGAAGCAGCACACCAAGUUGAGAAUAAGCGACAUAUUUGAUUCGGAGCUCACGGAGGACCCCAGCCUGGAGAUUGAGCUCUUGCAGCACUUGAAGGUAGCUUGUGCUUGCUUGGACGAUCGACCGUGGCGGCGCCCUACCAUGAUCCAAGUCAUGGCAAUGUUCAAGGAAAUCCAGGCAGGGUCGGGGAUCGACUCGGCUUCCACCAUUGCCGAGGAUGGAGGUUUUGGUGCGGUCGAAGGGGUAGAGAUGAGCAUAAAAGAAGGCCCCGAAGGCAAGCAGUAGGCUCAGAAAAAUUCACUCAUCAGUUUUCCACCGAUCAAAUUCUUUGAAGAGCAAAGAAGCAAGUAAAGGCCAAGAUCAUAAACCGAUAAAGCUCGCCAAUUUUCCCACACUCUCUUAAAUAUGCCACGAAAAUUUAAAACGGUGCAGAAACAUGCAGCUGCCUCCCUGGAUGCCUAGCUAGCUAUCCACGACGACCAUGCAUUUCAUAUUUGUACGUAUAAUCAAUCUUUUAAUAUAUGAUCCAUCUGAGAAAUCUUUUGUAUGUUAUUUAUAUAAACUUAGUUGUAACUGUGUAUAUGUAUAAAGCCUCGAUCGGCUGUUGUUAA